Biomphalaria glabrata is the source of this 755-nucleotide messenger RNA. RefSeq lists its product as uncharacterized. Gene Ontology annotation, molecular function: carbohydrate binding. The record is from RefSeq and is a predicted model, not a curated record. Bases 5 to 748 code for a protein of 247 amino acids. NCBI's taxonomy places the organism in Eukaryota, Metazoa, Mollusca, Gastropoda, Planorbidae. The transcript has 2 exons.
AAGGAUGUUUGCUCGAAGCGGAGAAAUACUUCCAUCCCUUGUAUUCACUUUCCUUAUAGUUGAUCAAGGGCAAAGUUCAAAUCCUUUUCACAGAUUUACCUUCCACCAAGACUUACAGAUGGAGGGAUGCAAAACGAAACUCUAUCAGGGCCGAUCUCGUGUUGGAUGCGCCAUGAAAUGCUUGGAGACUAAGAUCUGCCCUUCGUUUGUUUAUAACUCGACAACGUCUUGCUGUGAAAUUUGUGCAGACGGCUACACCGUGACUGGUCUGAAUUUCUCAACAGGGUCUGGAACGUACUUGUUGAGAAAUGUUCAUGAAUUGAACCGGACAAUGAACAACGUUGACGAAGUAACGUUCAACUUUUCAGGAACGUUUUCACCAGGUGAAUUGCUUUAUCUCCGAGCUGUCCAAAACGGCAAUAGAUAUUGGUGGAUAAACCUGGGUCAGAGUUCAAAUACUUUAUUGCUACAUAUGAGACGUAGAAAUGAUGGAAGAUUCGGCAAUCCUUACCAUGCUUUGAACACAUUAUUAGAUGGUGUAUGGGCCAAUGAAACAUAUGUCCCGGAUUUCCCGUAUGUCGAUGGGAAAUCGUUCGAGCUUCACAUCUUAUUCCAGUCCAUCAAAGCUUUGAUACAUUUCAAUAGACAGUUCAUCUGCACUUUCAAUAACGAAGGAAGAAUAUCUAUGGAGGAAGGUCGUUAUCUAAGUUUAUUUGGUGACCUUUUGGCAGAAGUAGUAGACAUUUAAAAGUAUU